Molecule: messenger RNA, 2485 nt
Organism: Chara braunii
Lineage: Eukaryota; Viridiplantae; Streptophyta; Charophyceae; Charales; Characeae
Source: the annotation of a GenBank genome assembly
GAAAGGAAGUCCCUCUCAAGGCGGAGGUCUGGCGGGUGGUGUCGUGCUUCUUCUCAAUAUUUGGAAGGAAAGAGCAACUUGAAGGCUUCGUCCUGUGCUUGGGUGGGCCCAAUUUCGACCAGCGCUCGACUGGCGCUGAAAUCGGCAAAAAGAAUUACGAAUAGAAGUCAGAGUCAGUCUCGGAGGAUGCUUUCAUCAUCUGACUCAUCUGAUAAGGAUAAGGAUAAGGAUAUUAAGGAUAUAAUUAAGGAUGUUAAGGAUAAGGAUAUUAAGGAUAUAAUUAAGGAUGUUAAGGAUAAGGAUAAGGAUAAGGAUGUGAAGGAUAAGGAUAAGGAUGUUAAGGAUGUGAAGGAUGUGAAGGAUAAGGAUAAGGAUGUGAAGUAUAAGGAUAAGGAUGUGAAGGAUAAGGAUAAGGAUGUUAAGGAUAUUAAGGAUAUGAAGAAUAUUAAGGAUAUUAUGGAUAAUAAGACAGCGAUGACAGGCAUAACAGAGUUGCCAGUCGAAAUUCUGGGCCUGGUGCUUGGUCGAGUCGGGAUCCCAGCGCAGGUCGGAAAGUCGGCGACCGUCUGCUCGUUGUUCGCGAAUGCGGCGCGCUGCCAUCUGACGUGGCAAUCGCUCUUACACCCUGCAUUUUACAAAAUUUUCGAACCCCAUCACUUAGCUCUAAGGGAGAGAGAGGGAGGGGGGGAGAGAGGGGGAGGGGGAGAGAGAGAGGGAGGGGGAGAGAGAGAGGAAGAAAGUGCGGAAGCCGUGAUCGACGCUAAGGAACGUGUCAGUCUUUCUCGCCGAAGCAACAGGAUGUCUUAUCGGUGCGAGAGAGAGGAAGAGGAGGAAGAGAGAGAGGAGGAGGAGCAGGGAGAAAGAGAGACCGAGGAGGCAGAGAGAGCGGAGGAGGAGGAGGAGGGGCGGGGGAACCGAGGAGAGGAUCCACAAGAUUGCCAAGUACACCCCCUAGUUAGUUCUUGUACAACCAGGAGCAGCAGCAGCAGCAGCAAGAGCAGCGACACCGUGACGAUGCACUCCAAUCAACGGCCAAGGGAAGGAGAGAGAGAGGGAGAGAGAGAGGCAGAGAGAGAGCGAGAAAGAGAGGGAGAGAGUGGGGGAGAUGCAGAUGGAGGAGGAGGCUUGAUCGGCGUUCAGAGCGAUGGAGUGCUUAUGACCUCCAGCCGCCGUCUUCGCCGCCGUUGCAGCAGGACUGAUCAACAACUUGGAGAGCGGAGUCCAAUGCGAGCGAGAGCGGGAGAUAGGAGGAAGGAGGGAGGUGUUCUCCACGGCCAUGAAGUUGGCAGCAGAGCCAGCACCAGCAACAGCACCACCACCACCACCACGACCACCAGCAGUGGCAGUAUGACCUGUUAUCGUCGGCUAAGAGAGGGAUUCUUCGAUCAGGAAAAUAGAUACAUCCACUACAAACUCGACACGUGGACAGGUUCCAUAUCAGCGAGCUUCUCAGCUAUGGCGAUGGAUAUUGGCAGGGAGUCCCCGCCGGUCUGGAGCCGCCUUUCGACAAGCGGCAGUGUUUUCGAGGGGGCUGUCAAGAUUAGAUGGAGGGCCGUGGUGAACGGACACGUGUCAUGCGCUCUGCCAGCUGGCAGGUAUAGCUGCUCGUGGAGAUUAUGUGUGGCACCCCUUCAUAUGGGCCCAAAGUCUGGACUGGGCCUCCGAUCCCUGCACCUGGACCGAAGUACCCGUGUGAUUCAUUAUCGGAGUAGAGUGGAAGUUGGAUCGGCGCCGGGACUGGAUUCUGCUGGUGCACCUUGGCCCCGACCUGACCCCAAAUCCAAAUCUAGGCCUGGAUCCCAACCAGGGCCUGCAUCCCAACCUGCACCUGGAGCCGAGCUUGGUGCACCUGGAGCCGAACUUGGGCCUGAGUCCGAACGUGCACCUGGACCCGAACCUGGGCCUGAAUCCGAACCUGCACCUGGAGCCGAACUCGGUCCUGAAUCCGAACCUGGGCCUGGAUCUGACCCUCCAUCUGGACUACAUUCCGUAAUAGGAAUGGUCGUUGAGCAUUCGCCAAUUGUCAACGGCAGUCUUCCAGUAUAUCCGUUUUGGACUGAGCGAGAAGCAGGGACCAUACACGUGGCUCGCUCCCAUGCCGUUGAUCGUGAUGAGCGGCACAGAUCUAACGGGCAAGGAUUGCUACCAACAGCGAUUCGAUUGCGCUUAGAGAUUACUGUUCCUGAGGAACUCAUCAUUGACAGCUUCGUCCUUCGCUCUGUAACAGGGUGAUAAAAAGGAAAGAAAAAGAAAGGAAAGGAAGGAAGAAAACGGGAAAAGAAACAAGGAAAGAAUAGUUAUGGGGAAGAGACGGAGAGGUGCAGAUGCAGGGGAGCCACAGAGGCAGAGGAGAAGAGGAAGAAUGACAUCCGUCUGUCUCUGUCUCUCAGUCCGUGUCUCAGUCCCUGUCUCAGUCCCUGUCUCAGUCCCAGUCUCACACGGUGUCUUUGUCUUUCUGUCCUUCCCCCUACAUUCUCCGACUCUA